This is a messenger RNA of Hemisphaericaspora subhashii, 1239 nucleotides long. RefSeq lists its product as uncharacterized. The transcript has a single exon. Lineage: Eukaryota; Fungi; Ascomycota; Pichiomycetes; Serinales; Debaryomycetaceae. Bases 1 to 1239 code for a protein of 412 amino acids. The record is from RefSeq and is a predicted model, not a curated record.
AUGAUUUCACAGGAAUACUACAAUAAAAUGCAAUUUCCAAGUUUCGAGCAUAUUAUCCUAUUGGCCGCUUCCAUAUUCCCAGAAUAUUCAAUAAUAUUAUUACCAGUCUUGUUUUUUUCUUUAUCAUGGCAAUACUUUAUAUUUUGGGUGAUUCUAUUUUUAAUUAGGAAAUUAGUUGAAACAUACUUUACGGCAUGGAAGAAAGCAUCAUCAUGGGAGUUCAAAAUAAGGUGGUUUCCACAGUAUAGUCCUAAUAUAAUCCAGAAAAUUCAAAGAUUGGUAGCAGAUUUAUGGCGUUAUUCUUAUUUCUUAUUUGUCACUUUAAUAGCUGGAUCAUUAACCGGUUAUCUGGUUCCUACAAAGAUUUUCGUUUAUUUCACAGACGUACCUCGCCCUGGAAGAAAUUGGUCAGAUCAUGUUAGAAUCAAAUCAUCAGAGUUCUUUCAAAUACUACAAACUAGCUACUUCAUACGCAGGACCAUCACUGAUGUUGUUUUCGAAAAUGAUGUGGAUAUCGAAUUAUGGAUCUUAGAUGUACUUCGUCGGGACCUACCUAACUGCCUAAUAAAAUUUGACACAAUCGCUUUGGACUUUGUCCUCGGGUGGCUAGGAAAUGAGAAGUUAAUUGCAAGCAGACAUUUCUAUUCUCCUGGGAUGAUAGGUAUUGGCUUUCCUUUGGCCAAAGUUGAAAGUUUGAGAAUCGAUGAAGCAGACGAUGCCAUCUUACAAGAUAUCGAGAACAUGACAGGUUUAAAAUCUUUACACAUGAGGUUGCCCACCGGGUUUCGGGUUGCAAAGAAGUUGGAGCUUUCAAACCUCAAGUUGGGGACAGCCACAGAAGAAGUAAUUUCAGGAAUAUUUGAAAAUAUAGAAGUAUCCAAAUUAGAGUCAUUGCUGCUCGAACGGAUGCCAAACAAUUGGUUGGCGAUCAGCACCGGUUUAAGGCGAAUCAAAGAAUUAGAAAUAAAUGGAUCCAUUAGAUUCAUUCCCUCGAAAAAAAUAAAGGAACUCCACUAUGCUGGGGACGUUCCCCUUGCUGAUUGGGAAUUCAUAGUGAGACAUCCUGUCAGGACACUCGGUUGUAACCCGACAGACGGAAGACAACACGAAAUAUUGGAAAAUAUACAUUGGAUUGGGAAAAUGUGGAAUCUAAAAACUCUACAUAUAGGGGAACAUACACUUUCCCUUGAAAAUGAUGAAUGGGUGCCACAAGUGGUUGUUAAUCCCACUCAAGAGUAG